AUGACAGAUUUAGUUUAUGGAACUGUACAAACGAUACAGGAUAAAAAGGUUAUGGUAGAUGAAUUAAACAAUAAUAAUAAUAUGAUCGUUCAACUACAUAAGAUAAAUACUUACAAGAAUAAUCUUAUAAAUAGUAAUAACAAUAUUAAUAAUAAUGAUAUUAUAGACAAUAAUAAUACUACUAAUGACGAAAUGAGUAAUACUUUUUCAAAUGAAGAAAAAUUAAUUCAACAAACAUUAUCAGUUUCCAAAAAGAGAAAAAAAUUUAAAUUAAUAAAUUCUAAACGAUUUAAACAAAAUGAUCAACACAAUAAUAAACAUAAUUAUCAUAUAUGUCCAUUUGAUAAAGUGAAUACAAGAAAUGGUAAUAUUGAGAUAAUUACAGAAAGAAUACGUGAUAAAUGGAAUAAGAAGAUUGAUUUCUUAUUAUCUGUUAUUGGGUUUGCUGUUGAUUUAGCAAAUGUCUGGAGAUUCCCUUAUUUGUGCUAUAAAAAUGGUGGUGGUGCUUUUCUGAUUCCAUAUGGUCUUAUGCUAAUAUUUGGUGGAAUUCCCUUAUUUUAUAUGGAAUUAGCUUUAGGACAAUUUAUUCGUAAAGGUGCUAUUACGUCAUGGGGAAGAGUGUGUCCACUUUUGAAAGGUGUUGGUUACAGUGUUGUUCUUGUGGCGUUCUACACUGAUUGGUUUUAUAAUAUGAUUAUAGCUUGGUCAUUAUAUUAUUUUGGGGCAUCAUUUACAUUCAAUUUACCAUGGAUGUCGUGUAAUAAUUCAUGGAAUACAGAGAAUUGCAUAGAUUUUCAUUUGACAAAAAAUGAUUCCAUUUCUCAAUGGGAUAAUUUUUCACUACGUAGCAAUUAUUCCAUUGUGGGGAAUAUAACAUUUCCUGUUGAAGAAUUUUUCAGUAAUCAAGUUCUAGGUCGUACUAAAGAUACAAAUGUAGAAAAUCCUGGUAAAAUUCAAUGGCAAAUACUAUUGUGUUUUAUAGCUGUUAUGGUUAUUUGUUAUUUUAGUCUAUGGAAAGGAAUACAUACAUCAGGCAAAGUUGUUUGGUUUACUGCAUUAUUUCCCUAUGUUGUAUUAAUAAUAUUUCUAUUUCGUGGAAUCACUUUACCUGGGUCUACAAAUGGUAUAUAUCAUUAUAUAUGGCCAAAUAUUGAGAAGCUUAAAUCCGCUGAACCAUGGGUAGAUGCUGCAACACAAGUAUUUUUUUCACUUGGACCUGGAUUCGGUGUACUUAUGGCUUAUGCAUCUUAUAAUGAAUUUCAUAAUAAUGUAUACAGGGAUGCAUUACUUGUGGCAUCAAUUAAUUCGCUAACAAGUUUGUUAUCUGGAUUUGUGGUAUUCACAUUAUUGGGUUAUAUGGCAUAUAAACGUAAUGUACUUGUAUUAGAUGUGAUCAAAGAUGAUCCAGUAUUAGUCUUCAGUGUCUAUCCAGAAGCAUUGUCAACUUUACCCGGUUCGACAUUUCUAUCAAUAUGUUUCUUUCUCAUGUUGCUCACUUUGGGUUUGGACAGCUCAUUUGGAGGUUCUGAAGCCGUCAUCACGGCGUUAAGCGAUGAAUAUCCUAUGAUUGCAAACCAUCGAGAAUUAUUUGUACUUGGUUUAUUCACAUUCUACAUUGGGAUCGGAGCUUUGGAAUCAACUCAAGGUGGGAUCUAUUGGUUUCAUUUGUUUGAAAGAACUUGCGUUGAAUAUCCAAUUUUACUGGCUGUAUUAUGUGAAACAGUUUGUAUCGCUUGGAUAUAUGGUGUUGAUCGUUUUCGACAAAACAUUAAACAAAUGUUGGGCUUUCAACCAGGAAUAUUUUGGAAAAUUUGCUGGAAGUUUAUUGCUCCACUUUUCAUUCUGUUCAAUAUUACUUAUGGAUUAUCGAAUUAUCAACCCCUACAAUUAGGUGAUUAUACCUAUCCAUUAUGGGCAAAUAUAUUGGGUGGUAUUUUUAGUGGUUCAGCUGUUUUAACAAUACCAGUUGUAGCUAUUAUUCAAAUAUUACGUACGGAGGGAACUUUCAACGAAAGAAUUAAAAAGCUUAUUCAACCUCAUGAAUGUAUGGAACCUAAUGAAUAUUUAAUAGAAGAUAAAUCUAUCAUAAAUAAGAAAAUACCAGUCAGUUUAUCAGAUACAUUCAAUUCUUUAAAAUCAUCAUCAUCAUCAUCUUACUUAAAAAAAGUACAAUCAACUCAUUCAAUUCCAAAUUGUUCUAAAGUGAAUACAAAUGUAUAA
Molecule: messenger RNA, 2220 nt
Organism: Schistosoma bovis
Lineage: Eukaryota; Metazoa; Platyhelminthes; Trematoda; Strigeidida; Schistosomatidae
Source: the annotation of a GenBank genome assembly